CUGGCUCCGCCCCUUCUCACGCUUAGCUUCCUCCGCAGCAGGGGCCGGUCACGCUCACUCCAGAUCUCUUUCUGCAGCCAUCUUGGAUCCGUGUUCCUCUCACAAAAUGCCCGGCGAAGCGACAGAAACCGUCCCAGCCACAGAGCAAGAGUUGCCACAGCCCCAGGCUGAGACAGGGUCUGGAACAGAAUCUGAUAGCGAUGAAUCAGUACCAGAGCUUGAGGAACAGGAUUCUACACAGGCAACCACACAACAGGCCCAGCUGGCAGCAGCUGCUGAGAUCGACGAGGAACCAGUCAGUAAAGCAAAACAGAGUCGAAGUGAAAAGAAAGCACGAAAGGCUAUGUCCAAACUGGGACUUCGACAAGUGACAGGGGUUACUAGAGUCACCAUCCGGAAGUCUAAGAAUAUCCUCUUUGUAAUCACAAAGCCAGACGUCUACAAGAGCCCAGCCUCAGAUACCUACAUAGUCUUUGGGGAAGCCAAGAUUGAGGAUCUCUCUCAGCAGGCACAGUUAGCUGCUGCUGAAAAAUUCAAAGUACAGGGUGAAGCUGUUUCAAACAUCCAGGAAAAUACACAAACUCCAACUGUACAAGAAGAAAGUGAAGAGGAGGAGGUUGACGAAACAGGUGUGGAAGUUAAGGACAUAGAAUUGGUCAUGUCCCAAGCAAAUGUAUCCAGAGCAAAGGCUGUCCGAGCACUAAAGAACAACAGUAAUGAUAUUGUAAAUGCUAUUAUGGAAUUAACGAUGUAACAAUCUGGAGAAAAAAAGACUUUUUCAGUGUUUCAGAGAAGAUUAAAUGCAACCUGAUUUGAAAUUUGUACUGUUUCUAUCAAUAAAGUUGUGGCUUCUUGUUGGAUGAA
This is a messenger RNA of Vombatus ursinus (common wombat), 864 nucleotides long. RefSeq names its product nascent polypeptide-associated complex subunit alpha. Bases 107 to 754 code for a protein of 215 amino acids. The record is from RefSeq and is a predicted model, not a curated record. The transcript is spliced from 8 exons. Lineage: Eukaryota; Metazoa; Chordata; Mammalia; Diprotodontia; Vombatidae. Gene Ontology annotation, cellular component: cytoplasm; nascent polypeptide-associated complex. Gene Ontology annotation, biological process: protein targeting to membrane.